CGAUGUUUUUUAUGUAACAAACGGGUGUCUAUGGGAAAGUCGGUCCACUACAGCGUCAAAGACCGUGGCAGCUAUAGAAAUGUAUAGACACGUUAACAGAAGAAAACCCAAAUCUACAUAACACUUGCUUUUUCUAGUUUGAAGUACGCCACUAUGUCGCACGUGCAGGACGUACCGGAGGAGAGGAGCGCCUUCUUCAUCGGCGCCGACUCGGACGCCGUCUCGGAGGAGGAGGACCACCAUCAACUUAUACUGCAAAAAGCCAACGCGCUAGCUUCGGAAAACUGCCUGAAAGAAGCCAUUGACUGGUUUUCCGUUGCUAUGCGGUACGGCACCGUGAGACCGGAACAUUUAAGCACUUUCGUGGACUGUAUCCUCCGCAACUUUAAGAGGAAAGCGGCGGGGCCAGACUCCCUCUCGGGCCAGAGUCGGGAUGUAGCUAGCUGUGCGGACGAUGUGUUCGACUGUCACAACUGUCAUGGCUUUCUAGGUGAACCUGUGACCUUAGACUGUGGACAUACGUACUGCAAAAGGUGUUUACAACGACGGCUGCUGUCUAAAUGUAAGCUGUGCAGUGAAGCCGUCAGCGGUAAGGAGAAAGUGAAUGUAAUUCUCUGCGGACUGUUAGAAAAAUGGUUCCCCGACGAGCUGAAAAAGUCCAAAACACUAUGUGAAGUGGACGAGUUGUGUAGAAGAAGCCGCUACCAAGAAGCUGUGUCGCUAGCUACUGAUAUAAUUCAGUGUGAUCCAGAGACAACAGCAGCGGCUCGAUUGUCUCGAGCGGAGGCGUACAUGGCUCUCAAACUGUACCGUCUGGCUUUGGAGGACACAGAAUUUAGUCCCGAGUCCAGCUGUUCUGCUGAAGCUCUAUUUAGGAAAGCUAUGGUGCUGCACGAGAUGGGCCAAGUGGACGAGUCCCUCCAAGUCUUCCUUCGCUGCCUGGCUGUGGACGAGGACUUCCCCAGUGCUAAAAGACAAGUGGAAAAGAUCCUGUGCGACCUGCUCUCCCCAGCUGAUGAGAAUGUCAAGGUCGGCCUGCGGGAAACUACACAGAACACGUCACCUCACUUGCGCAGUAAAACACUAGUGUCCGAUGUUAAAGUCCAACCACAAAGCCCAGACCAAAGACAACACCAGAUCCGUGCUGCCUCGGCACACCUCCAUCUGGACAGCCAGGAGAAACGCUGGGAAAGCGUGGAGCGGCCUGGUCUGAGCAGAGCUCAUUCACUGCGGAUGCACGGCUCCAGCUGUGGUGAGGAGGGGCUGAAGAGAGUCUGCUCAGCUCCGCAGCUGGGCGACGAGGACAAGGGCAGCCUGCUAAAGAGGAAGCUGUCAGUGUCCGACACAGAACCCUGUGUCGUGGACAGCGGAAGUAGCAAACUUAAAAAACAAGGAGUAAAAGGUGCAAAAGGCUCCAGACAAAAAGCUGCCAAAGCUAAAACCAGCAGAAGUGUUCCUGAGGACCUGCUGGACCCCAACGACUUGGAGUGCUCUCUCUGCAUGAGGUUGUUCUAUGAGCCUGUGACGACACCAUGUGGCCAUACCUUCUGUAAAAACUGUUUGGAACGCUGCUUAGACCACAUGCCCCAGUGUCCCCUCUGUAAAGAGAGCCUAAAGGAGUAUCUAGCAUGUAGAAAGUACAGGGUGACCACAGUGUUGGACACACUGAUCAAACAGUAUUUGAGACAGGAGCACGCAGAGAGGACUAAGACUCAAGUGGAGGAGACCAGAGAACUUUCUGACCUGACAAAGAAUGUGCCUAUCUUUGUGUGUACCAUGGCUUACCCCACCGUGCCUUGCCCCCUGCAUGUCUUCGAGCCUCGCUACCGUCUCAUGAUCCGCCGCUGCAUGGACACAGGCACACGGCAGUUUGGGAUGUGUAUCAAUGAUCCCCAGAAAGGGUUUGCAGAUUACGGCUGCAUGCUGACCAUUAGGAGUGUCCAUUUCCUCCCUGAUGGACGGUCAGUAGUGGACACUAUCGGAGGGAAACGCUUCCGAGUGUUAACCCGAGGAAUGAAGGAUGGUUACAGCACCGCUGACAUCGAGCAUUUGGGUGAUACCAGGGUGGAGGACAGUGAAGAGUUGGAGAGACUACAAGAGCUGCAUGAUGCCGUGUAUGAGCAGGCCCGCGACUGGUUCCAGAACCUCAAGAUCCACUUUCACAACCAGAUCCUGCAGCACUUUGGACCGAUGCCAGAGCGAGAAGCUGACAUUCAGGCGACUCCUAACGGUCCGGCGUGCUGCUGGUGGCUCCUGGCCGUGCUGCCUAUCGACCCGCGGUACCAGCUCUCCGUGCUCUCCAUGACCAGCCUCAAAGAACGCCUGGUGAAGAUCCAGCACAUCCUCACAUAUCUGCAGAGUAUCCCCAACAACUAGAGCUUCCUCUCCUCAUCAACACAAAUACUGGACGUUGAAGUGGCACUCAACAUCUUGCCAACUUCUGUUUCUGCUGCCAUCUGAUCCUUCAGCGUUUGUUUUUACAGCUACAGGAGCCCUCGUCCUCACAUGGAAAGCCUACGCAAGACAAUGCAAAGCUGAAACAUCCUUGAACUGUGGUUAACUGAAAUGGAGAUGUGGUCAAACCACCUCAGGGAUACUUCCACUGAUGCACAUUAUUUGUUUGAGACUUAAUGAAAUGGAAAAAAAAGUCUGCUCUCAUUCUAAAUGCUGUUCAUUUUCAGAGGAACAUCCUUGAGUGUUGAAAUAAAAAGAGCAGUUAAUAAUCCACUCAUAUUUUGCUGUCUUAGGUGUCAGAAUAAUAUAUCUAAUAAUCAAUGUUAAGCAAGGUGAAGAGAGUAUUUAAGUAAGUGUUGGAUCAUCUGAUGAGACCAGUGAAAAAAGGAAGUUGUUUUUUUUUUCAUUUCUGUAGUAUGGAGGAAAGAUGAGGUGAUUCUGUGGAACAAAAUCCUAAAUGCUGAAAUCCCUCAAAAAAUGAAAGCAAGAUGUGGUUUAGAUGAACCAGUGAAAAGAGAUUUGUGCAAAAACCAAGCGCAGCUAAAGGCAGGCGCACCAAACGCUCAUGAAAGUAUUAAUCCAUAUCUUCCGAGCAUUUUCUGUUUACUCUCUUCCCCCACAACUUCCAUCGCUGCCUCUUAACCGAGGCAGAGGACCUUCCCGUUGAAAGAAGGAAACGGUUUGUGUUUCCUCCCGUCGUUUUGAGUUUCUUCUUAGUUUUCUUGCAAAGAUGGGAUGUUUUAUCCCUCUUUACAUCAGGUCACAGCCCUGAAAUCUCAUCCUAACUCUCUUCAAACACUUUCUUCCUCUCACAAAUAACCUUAAGUCGUAUGCACUAUCUUCCAUUGUUGUUAUGGACCUUUAGAGACCCUGGUGGAGUUUUGUAUUGAAGAUUCAGUGGUUCUGUUCACACAUUACUUGUCUCCUCUAAACCAAAAGAUUGAGCUGCCCAUGACAUUAAUUUAAGCUAAUUUAUUAGUAAAACUUUAUUUGUACAUUCUGACUGUGUUUGUAUGAGAAAUUCUAAAGGGGGAUUUGCAAUAUUGUGACAAAUCAAAACAAGACAAAAACAUGUAUGAUACAACUAAUGAGUGAGUGUUAUCUUCCUUCAGAGCUGCUCUCUAUGAGGAGGGGUCGGUUCACCAGUGCUCCAGUCUGGACUGCAUUUGCCUUACACCAUUGGGCAUUGUGAUUUUAAACAACACAAUGCUUUGGCUUGGUAACCAUUCCUUUUUUGCCAUAGUGUGAAGUAUGUUUUUAUUGUAUUUUUCUUUCUCUCGGUUAGUUUGAGGCACCAUUUGUGCACAAUGUGUAUAAUAAAAAACUUAAAAUGAAAUUCAAGUCAAGGCUGUUGUAUGUAAAUGAUAUGUAAAAAAAAAAAAAAGGCUUUUUGGACAGAUCUUGGUUUUUGGUCUGAUGUUUUAAGUUAUCAAUUUUCAAUAAUAAAUGCACUUCUUUUUCAG
Messenger RNA from Plectropomus leopardus (leopard coralgrouper), 3917 nucleotides. RefSeq names its product LON peptidase N-terminal domain and ring finger 1 (gene lonrf1). Gene Ontology annotation, molecular function: protein binding; ubiquitin protein ligase activity. Lineage: Eukaryota; Metazoa; Chordata; Actinopteri; Perciformes; Serranidae. The record is from RefSeq and is a predicted model, not a curated record.